This is a messenger RNA of Nymphaea colorata (pocket water lily), 1639 nucleotides long. Its product is annotated as F-box protein At4g00755. The coding region runs from base 223 to 1338 and encodes 371 amino acids. NCBI's taxonomy places the organism in Eukaryota, Viridiplantae, Streptophyta, Magnoliopsida, Nymphaeales, Nymphaeaceae. The transcript is spliced from 6 exons. The record is from RefSeq and is a predicted model, not a curated record. Gene Ontology annotation, molecular function: protein binding.
UACUCUCGUGGCCGAGGCGUCUCUCUCAUUGUACAUCGCCAUCGGUAGUCGUCAUCCAAACCCUAAACAUUCAUCAGGAUCUAUCCCAAAUCGGUAUAUACAUCUCGGUUCUCUCUCUCUCUCUCUCUCAUCCUCCUUCGAGAGAAGAUUGAGGUCCAUUCGGCAGGGGAUGCGUUGUUGGAUGGUGGAUUCUUGAUCCAUUGUGCUUAUUCAACUGGAGAAAUGGGCACUGGCGGAGACCUUCUUGAUUGGCUGGGGAGCGAUAUGUCAGUCGCUGUGAUGAAGAAGUUGAAGGAUCCUGCUGAUUUAGUCCGCAUUUCAUCAGUUUCGCGUGCAUGGCGGAGGUUCGCUGUUGCCAAUAGCUUCUGUAAAGAACUAUGUGAGGAACUGUUUCCAGAGACAUCAAUGUUUACUGGAGUGGACAGAUCCUUGGAUGAAGACCCAAUGAUCGGUUGCAGUAGUGCUUUGGAACGGAAAAACCUAGAGAGAGAACACAAAAUUUAUGCAUGUUUAGUUCAAAGCCUCCUGUCUCCUCCAGUAGAUAAGGAGUGUAUACGGCGGCCAAUUGCUGCUUCAAGCACUGAUAACUAUCCAGAAGAAAGCAUUGGCAAAACCCUACAGCCAUGUCAUAAUGAGGGUGAGGGGCCUUCUUAUUGGUCAAGUGAAGGUGAAAGCAACACGGAUGUGCCAGAGACAUUAACGUACUGUUUGAGCUCUCGCUUGUGUGUUAUCUAUGAAGUCAAUGUACAUCCAUUCCAAGCUGAUUUUCAGAUGGGAAGUCCCAUAUACUCAGCUAAGGCGGUGCGAUUUAAACUGGGUUAUCCUAAGGUACCAUUGAGCAUGGGAGAUGAAGUUUUAUUUGAGCUGAUGCCAAAUGACGGAGCUGCUGAUAAUAAUUAUAUUUGGACGUACAUUUCACCAGAAUUUCCAAUGAUGCAGCAAAAUUCCCUGCAAGUUUUUAAGCUUCCAAAGCCAGUCCUUUGCAUUGGAGGAAUCUUGCAGAUAGAACUUUUGGGAAGAGUUCAGAAGCAAGAAAUGGAUGCCUUGUACUACAUAUGCGUUUGCCAUGUUCAAGUCGUGGGUAGGCCGCUGCAAACAUUUGAUGUGGAUAUUAAUGCACACUCGAGGCGUUGUAUCUUGAAGUAUCUUCCUGAAACUGAAAAUACUCCCUACCACCUGAGACGAUCAUCAGAUGAAGCUAUGGAUUCUUCAGGUUGGCUUUCAUUUGCAACGAGGAUUAGACAGAUAAGGGCCACAAGAGGGUGGAACCGGCUUAUCCUUCGAACAUUUCUUGGUAAUGAUGAGGAAUCUGACGAUCAUGUAUCGGAUGAUGAGUGAGCUUGCCUUUCCGUUCUGGCAGGCAUGUUUUGACGGGUCCUGGGUUGGCUUCUAAUUCUGCUGGAGUGACAGCUCGUCAGGCCAUCUUGUAUAUGCGGUUGAGUGGAAGACAAGGAAUAAAUCUAGCUUUAUGUGUAUAAACAGUUCUAUCUUUGAUGUGGAUAUCAGUUCUAUUAUACUCCCCGGCUGCUUGUGGAAGAAUCCACAAUUUGGUCUUGGAUGUAGAUAUCAAUUCUAUUGUAUACUUUUCUUCUGCCUGUGGGAGUAAAUAUCUUCGAGUUCCUGGAUCCCCAUUAUAUGA